AUGGCACCCGAUCCCGUCUUACCUAUUGACGAGUUCAACGUCGCCACCUUUACUUACAAGGAGAUUGAGGGGCAACCGAUUCUUCUUGAUCUAUUUGUUCCCAAGACUCUACCUCCAGGUGAACGUCCAGUCCUUAUUCGAUUUCAUGGCGGCUUUCUCGUUUAUGGCAGCCGUGACAACCUUCAACUUACGCCCCCCAGAAUCCUUGAAUAUGCUCUAGAGAACAACGCAAUUCUGGUGUCUUGUGACUACAGAUUGAUCCCGGAGAGUAACGGGAUUGAGAUACUUGAAGAUAUCGAAAGUGUCUGGUCUUGGGUUCAGAGCAGCUUGAAUGAGGCCAUUGGAAAGAUGACGACUGGGAAGAGCCGCGCAGACCUGGGGAGGGUUCUGCUGGCUGGGGAGAGCGGCUAUCUGGCAAUUCAGCUAGCCUUGCGACAUCCGACUGCGUUUCGAGCUGUUAUCGCCAGUUACCCAAUGAUCGAUAUGCGAAGCGACCAUUUCUCUAAAGCCUACCCGAAGCGAAUGGGCCAAUAUCCACAAAUCAAUUACGAAAUCGUGUCUCAGCAUCUCAAGCAGCUUCCCGAUGGGCCUCAGCCAUCAGCCAGAGCAAUCUCUAAUCUCCCAAUCGCAAUGGUGCAGCACGGUACAUACACCAGCUUCUUCGGUGACCAACGGAGCCUGUUUCCGAUAGAAUAUCUGGAGGAUAACCCGCAGUUGGCGCUGGAACUUCCUUUCAUUUGGUUACAUCAUGGAAACAAUGAUAGUGAAGUCCCCAUCGAGGGAAGUAGGAAGUUUGCUGCGAAGCUAAGAGAGCUCAAUCCCAAGGCCAAGUUGAGAUACACGGAGCUUGAAGGGGCAGAGCAUGGUUUUUGGAGCGAGAUAAAGCUGAUUCAAUCGGGCGAGUGGGAAGAAGGAGUAAAGGUCCUGAAUUCCUAUCUUUACAGUUAA
Molecule: messenger RNA, 948 nt
Organism: Fusarium proliferatum ET1
Lineage: Eukaryota; Fungi; Ascomycota; Sordariomycetes; Hypocreales; Nectriaceae
Exons: 2
Coding region: 1-948 (315 amino acids)
Molecular function (GO): hydrolase activity
Source: RefSeq, a predicted model, not a curated record